AUGGCCCGGCCAAGCGUAAACAUCCUGACGAGCCUCAGUCUCGGCGGGUACAACGCUGCCGCGAGCUCGUCUCGCACCCGCGCCCUCCCGCGACAGGCCGGCGCCGUGUACCGCUCGGCAAACGGUGUGGCCAUGCUGUCGCUUUCGGUGUCCGUGUCGGCGCGCCGUAUGGCGAGCACAGUGGCCGCCGAACAGCCAUGCAGGGUGAAAAAGUACCCCAGGCUCGACGAGGACGAGGAGAUGACCGACGGCCAGAAGAGGGCGUACUACCAGCUCCGGCCAGUGGUGGAACAGUUCAAGGCGCCGAUCGACAUGGCGGUCGCGUAUGGCUCGGGUGUGGUGGCCCAGGCCAAUGCGAAUGCUGAGGGACCACCACCGCUCACCGACUUCAUCAUUGCAGCGCCGUCGGCGCGCGAGUUUCACGAGGCCAACCUCCGCCAGUUCCCCGGCCACUACCCGCUAUAUGCGCGCUUGCUGGGCCCCAACGUUGUGGCCUGGUUGACAGAACAGUUUGGCGCGGGCAUGUGGUAUGUCACCAAUGUCAAGUUUGGCGAGUUGGAAGUGAAAUACGGUGUCAUCUCGACGCCCACUCUCCGGCGGGACCUCGAGGACUGGACGACGCUGUACGUCUCUGGACGGCUGCACAAGCCCGUCCUGGGCCUGUCGUGCACGCCCGACCUCAAGUCGGCGCUGUCCUCCAACAUCCGCUCGGCGCUGGCCCUCGCGCUCCUCCAGCUCCCGCCCGGCACACCAUUCACCGAGCUGCAGCUGUACGAGCAGAUCGCGGGCAUCUCGUACUCUGGCGACCCGCGCAUGAGCGUGCCCGGCGCCGAGAAUCCGGAAAAGGUGCGCAACAUUGUGCGCGGGCCCGGCGUGCUCGAGGGCUUCCGGCGGCUGUAUGGGCCCUUUUUCGCGGUCGUCGACGUCCGGUGGCAAGGCGACAAUACAAAGGGCCUGCGCGAGUGGCGCGGGGACGGCGAGCAGAUGAUGGAGCAGCCCGUGACCGACAAGCAUUUCACAAAACUGCUCGCGGGCCUGCCGCUGCACCUGCGCAAGAACGUCGCCGACCACUUCCGCCCGACGGUUGUCGGGUCCAUGGUGUCUCCGCAGGUCGCGGCCGACAGGCGCGACGCAGCUGCCGCGGCGCGCGUGGGACUCGCGCUGCACGACGACCCGGCGUUCUGGGCCAAGGUCGUCCAGCAGCCCAAGUUCCGUGAGACCGUUGCCAAUGAGGUCCGCCACAUCAUCCGCCGUCCAGCACUCACGCAGAGUGUCAAGGGCCUGGUCACUGCGGGACUCGUCAAGAGUGUCGUGUACAGCUUUGCAAAGUUCCGCAAGUGGCUCGCGGCCAAGCAAAAGCAGAGCGCCAGGGCCCAGGGCGACAAGUAG
Apiotrichum porosum is the source of this 1389-nucleotide messenger RNA. RefSeq names its product Mitochondrial translocator assembly and maintenance protein 41 (gene TAM41). The transcript has 5 exons. Gene Ontology annotation, cellular component: mitochondrion. Bases 1 to 1389 code for a protein of 462 amino acids. NCBI's taxonomy places the organism in Eukaryota, Fungi, Basidiomycota, Tremellomycetes, Trichosporonales, Trichosporonaceae. The record is from RefSeq and is a predicted model, not a curated record. Gene Ontology annotation, molecular function: phosphatidate cytidylyltransferase activity. Gene Ontology annotation, biological process: cardiolipin biosynthetic process; CDP-diacylglycerol biosynthetic process.